Molecule: messenger RNA, 2624 nt
Organism: Lutra lutra (Eurasian river otter)
Lineage: Eukaryota; Metazoa; Chordata; Mammalia; Carnivora; Mustelidae
Gene: ABRACL
Product: ABRA C-terminal like
Exons: 3
Coding region: 51-422 (123 amino acids)
Biological process (GO): regulation of actin filament-based process
Source: RefSeq, a predicted model, not a curated record
UGUCCGGUGGAGGGCAGGCGGACGGGCGAUCGGGGGCUGCGGGUGGGGAGAUGGGGCCGGGAGGGGCCGAGGCGCGUGGAGAUUGCAACUGGAAUUGGGCUGAGACCCCGCGCUGGGGGCCAGGUGGGCGCGCCCCCACGCCCCCGCGUCUCCCGCCGACUUCCGCAUCGGCUCACGUGACAUUGUGCCGGCCCGGGGCGACCGGGAAGCCGGCGGCCAGGCAAAGGUUUCCUCUGCGGUGCGGCUCGGCGGCUUUGCACUUGCAGGCCGCAAUGAAUGUGGAUCACGAAAUUAACCUCUUAGUGGAGGAAAUUCAUCGUCUGGGUUCAAAAAAUUUUAUUCUGCACCAAUAUGGAGGAUGUAUUGGGGACAAAAAUGCAGAAAGGGAGGCUGGAGAGGAAGUUUUGCAGUUAUCUGCAUGAGAAUCAAUUCUGGCCUGAACCAAGAAAUUAAUUGUCCAUGGAGAAGAAGCUAGAGCAACAGAAGAUACAAAGGAAAUGGAAUCACUUAUGAGAUUGAGGAGUGAGUGGGCAGAGCUCCCAGGAUUAUAUCCAGGUUUCUGCCUUUUGUGCCUUUAAAAAACGUAACCUGGGGGUGUCUGGGUGGCUCAGUCUCUUGAGCAUCCAGCUCUUGGUUUCCGCUCAGGUCAUGAUCUCAUGGCUCGUGGGAUCAAGCCCCAUUUCCGCUUCCGCACUCAGCAGGGAGUCUGCUUGAAGAUUCUCUCCCUAUGCCUCCCCCAACUCUCUCUCUCAAAUUAAAAUAAAUCUUUUUUAAAAAAUGAAAAGCUCCAUGUUACACUCCCUUUCAAAGCCAGCACCGGUGCUGCCUCCUUCAGGAAGUCUUCCCUUCCUGUUCUAGCCCAGAGCCAUCCUGCCCUUCUCCAAACUGCAGGAUGUCCUGUGUUGGCUACUUACUGGACAUCCAGUCACAUACUCCUUUGUCCGGUUUCUUUACUUAUUAUGUGUGUAUUUCUUCUUUCCCCAUGGGAACUGAAGCCAUUUCUUUGAAAGCUAGAAAGUGAUUCUAUACUUCCUCUACUUGCCUCCAGUGCCCAGCACAGUAGGAACACACUAAGUCUCAGGUUAGAAGUGUUCUAGCAGGGGAUCAUGGGAACUCAAGAAGCCCUGGCCAAGGAACAGUCCCACUCACUCUGAUGGCCAUGUCCUCGAGAGUGGGCACAGCUAUUGGAGGGGACAAUGUGGAGCGGUGCUGAAGGAAGGGAGUCGGAAGUUUAGCCAGGUAGAUCAAGGGUAUCAACCAACAAUGGGGAGGUGUUUCAUAGUAUUCUUAUACAGGUUUCCAGUUGAUUGAUUUUUAAUCAAAGAUCCACCUUUCAUUUAUUUCAUUUUUUUUUAAAAAAGACUUUUUUUUAGAGCAGUUUCAGAAUACAAUAAGAUUGAGAGGAAAGUACAGAGAUUUCCUGUAUACCUGCUAUUCCCACACAUGCAUAGCCUCCCCCGUUAUCAACACCCCCCAGCAGAAUUGCACAUUGGUUAUAAUUGAUCAUCUACAUGGAUACAUCAUCAACUACAGUUCAUAGUUUAUGGUUCACUCUUAGUGUUGUAUGUUCUAUGGGUUUGGAUAAAUGUUUAAUGACAUGUAUCCAUCAUUAUAGUAUACAGAGUAUACUCACUGAUCUAAAAAUCCUCUGUGCUCUGCCUGUUCAUCUCUCCCCUACCGCAACCCCUGAAAUCUGCUGAUCUUUUUAUUUAGUUUUGUCUUUUUUCAUAGUUUUGCUUUUCCCAGAAUGUCCUAUAGUUGGAAUCAUACAGCGUAUAACCUUUUCAGAUUGCCUUCUUUCUCUUAGUAGUACAUAUUUAAGGUUCCACCAUAUCUUUUCAUGGCUUGAUGGUGCAUUUCUUUUUAGGGUUUACCUUAAUUUUUAACAUCUAUAUUAAAAACUGGUCUCUAAACUGGAUAAUCUAGAGAUCUGGUAAAUACAGAUAUCUUCAUUUUUAAGGUCACCAGUCCUACCCUGGGGCUCUGAGUGUGUUUAGAAUAAACUUAGAGAAACGCUGCUCCUGACCCAAACUUUCUCUUGUAUUUUUUUUUUAAUUGAUUCAGCAACACCACAAGUAAAAAAUCAACAUGUAGGGGCACCUGGGUGGCUCAGUCGGUUAAGUAUCUGACUCUUGGUUUCAGCUCAGGUCAUGAUCUCAGGGUCCUGGGGUCAAGCCCCACUUCUUUGGCCUCUGCUCUCAGUGGGGAGCCUGCUGAAGGGGUCUCUCUCUCCCUGUCCCCUAACUCAUGCACUUGCACGCACAUAGCACAUGGACACACACACUCUCUCACUCCAAUAAAUAAGUAAAUCUUUUUUUAAAAAAAAAUCAAAAUGUAAACAGAGGGAAAUUGGUCCACAGUGGUAACAUUGUAACACAUUCACUUUUUGUAAGUCAGUUUUGGUUCACUUCUAGUCUUUGUCCAGAUGAUCCUAAGGCUAGGAGGUGUGCAACACGUUGUAUUUAUUUCAUCACUUUUGCAUCUGGCAAGAGAGGACAUUGAAUUUAUGAGUGUGAACUGUAAAAUUGUCAUCUUGGUUAACAUAUAGUUAGAUGUUUUUUGAUUAAGUAAAUCUGCCAUAUAUGGGGGUAAGACUUUGCAUUGGCUAACAUUGUAUUUGCUCA